CGAAAUUCAAGCACAUCAAGCAGCAAUGGCGGCGCCCUUGCAAGGCACGGGUGUCAUCGGAUCAGACCAAACAAGGCAAACUAUACCCAAAUUAACCCCCAAGGAUGUUGAAAGUUUUAGUUUUAUUAUGGAUCACGUUAUCGGGAACCGCAGAGAGAGGAGAGCACAGGUUAUACCGCUUGGAGGAAUACCCCAAUUUCCGAAAACCAGAGAGGAGAUGCUUGUAACGGGCUUCUUCGAAAGUUGUGUUUGUAAAUCAGCAUUGAGUUGCGUAGCAGGAUUUGGACUAGGUGGUUUAUUUGGAUUGUUCACGGCUGGAGUGGAUCCAAUGUCCACCAUGUCCACUGAGACUCCCACCACCAGAAUGGUCCUAAAAGAAAUGAGGGCAAGAUUCUGGUCUUAUGGAAAGAACUUCGCUAUUGUUGGAGCUAUGUUUGCUGGGACUGAAUGUUGUUUAGAAUCGUAUCGAGGAAAAUCUGAGCUUGGGAAUGGUACAAUAACAGGAUUCCUUGUGGGAGGUGUUCUAGGACUUAGGGCGGGGUUGAAGGCGGGAGUGUUCGGAGCGAUGGGAUUUGCGGCUUUCUCCACGGCCAUUGACUAUUAUCUUCGUCACUAACAUCAAAUCAUUUGUAAAUAGUCUGUAAAUAAAUUAUGUAUGUUA
Ostrea edulis (European flat oyster) is the source of this 661-nucleotide messenger RNA. Its product is annotated as mitochondrial import inner membrane translocase subunit Tim22-like. The transcript has 4 exons. Gene Ontology annotation, cellular component: TIM22 mitochondrial import inner membrane insertion complex. Gene Ontology annotation, molecular function: transmembrane protein transporter activity. The record is from RefSeq and is a predicted model, not a curated record. Gene Ontology annotation, biological process: protein insertion into mitochondrial inner membrane. Lineage: Eukaryota; Metazoa; Mollusca; Bivalvia; Ostreida; Ostreidae. The coding region runs from base 26 to 616 and encodes 196 amino acids.